Messenger RNA from Solanum lycopersicum (tomato), 438 nucleotides. RefSeq lists its product as uncharacterized. Gene Ontology annotation, molecular function: nucleic acid binding; zinc ion binding. NCBI's taxonomy places the organism in Eukaryota, Viridiplantae, Streptophyta, Magnoliopsida, Solanales, Solanaceae. The record is from RefSeq and is a predicted model, not a curated record.
AUGGCGCAAGAAUGUACUAAGCCUCAUGCCUGCGCCAAGUGUGGUAGGAAUCACUUUGUCAUCUAUCAUGAAGGAUUCACAGGUUGUUUCAAAUGUGUCCAAGAGGGUCACUUCAUUGGAGAGUGCCCCAACGACAAGCAAGGAGGUGGAAAUCUGGGCAAUAGAGCUCAAUAUUCAUCAGUUGCUCCACCAAACAAGCUUGCACCUAGGGGAACUACUUCUGGAACAGGUGGAGGAACAAACUGCUUGUAUGCUCAUAAUAAUUGCCAUGUACUAAAGAAUUUUCCAGAUAUUUUCACUGAUCUAGGAGUUAGUUUAUCUUUUGUAACUUCUUAUGUGGCUAUGAACUUUGAGAUUUCUCCUGAGCUAGAUAUCGAACCAUUUAGUGUAUCGACACCUUUUGGUGAAUCAAUUUUAGGCAGAAAGGGUCUAUCGUGA